CCCGAUAACUCUCACCUCUGUCCUCCCGCCAGGGCGCAGUCUCUCCGCCUCUCACACCCACUAUGUCGUGCAGCUCCUUCCAGAAGGGCUUCAGAUGUGGCGACCGGAGCUUCAGCUCCUGCUCAGCUGUCCUCCCCCGGGUGGUCACUCACUAUGCAGUGAGCCAGGGGCCAUGCCGGACUGGGGGCAGUGGGAGCUUCCGUGCCCUGGGCUGCCUCGGCUCCCGGAGCCUGUGCAACGUGGGCUUCGGGCGGCCCCGGGUGGCCUCCAGGUGUGGCCUGCCUGGCUUUGGGUAUCGAGCAGGGACCACUUGUGGGUCUUCAGCCUGUAUCGCCCCUGUAACCAUCAAUGAGAGCCUGCUGGUCCCACUCGAGCUGGAGGUCGAUCCGACUGUCCAGAGGGUGAAGAGGGACGAGAAGGAGCAGAUCAAGUGCCUCAAUAACCGCUUUGCAUCCUUCAUCAACAAGGUCCGGUUCCUGGAACAGAAAAACAAGCUGCUGGAGACCAAGUGGAACUUCAUGCAGCAGCAGAGGUGCUGCUCGAGCAACAUCGAGCCCCUUUUCGAGGGCUACAUCUCCACCCUUCGGAGGCAGCUGGACUUCUUGACCGGGGACCGAGACCGGCUGGAGUCAGAGUUCCACUGCCUCCAUGACACGCUGGAGGGCUACAAGAAAAAAUAUGAAGAGGAGCUCUCCCUGCGGCCCAAUGCUGAGAAUGAGUUUGUUGCCUUGAAGAAGGAUGUGGACACAGCCUUCCUGAUAAAUUCUGACCUGGAGAUCAAUGCAGAAGCUCUGAUCCACGAGAUCAACUUCCUGAAAACCCUGUAUACUGAGGAGACGAACCUGCUCCAGUCUCAGAUCUCAGAGACCUCGGUCACUGUGAAGAUGGACAAUAGCCGGGAGCUGGACACUGAUGGCAUCAUUGCCCAGAUCAAGGCCCAGUACGACGAAAUUGCCAACCGCAGCAAAGCCGAAGCAGAGGCCUGGCACCAGAGCCGAUAUGAGGAGCUUCAGUUGACGGCCGGGAAUCACUGUGACAACCUCCGCGACCGCAAGAAUGAGAUCCUGGAAAUAAACAAGUUGAUCCAGCGGCUGCAGCAAGACAUUGAGAAUGUCAAAGCCCAGCGCUGCAAGCUGGAGGCUGCAGUGACCCAGGCGGAGCAGCAGGGCGAGGCAGCCCUCAAUGAUGCCAAGUGCAAGCUGGCCGGGCUGGAGGAGGCCCUGCAGAAGGCCAAGCAGGACAUGGCCUGCCUGCUCAAGGAGUACCAGGAGGUGAUGAACUCAAAGCUGGGCCUGGACAUCGAGAUCGCCACCUACAGGCGCCUGCUGGAGGGCGAGGAGCAGAGGCUAUGUGAAGGUGUUGGACCGGUGAAUAUCUCUGUGAGCAGCUCCAAAGGUGCCAUCCUCUACGAGCCAUGUGUGGUCAGCACGCCUGUGUACUGUCCAGGGAGCACCAGUGUCCUCAAGAGCAGUGGGGGCUGCGGCAUCGUGGGCACUCGUGAAAUCUACAUCCCCUGUGAGCCCCAGGGGCUGCUCGUCUGUGGGAGCAGGCGGAGCUCUGGUGUGAAGCCUGGGGCUGGGGGCAGCGCCUCCUGCCACAAGUGUUAGUACAGCCCCAGAGGCUAGUAGCCCAGGGGACAGGGCACAAGCUCCAGGCUGGGAUGUUGUCCCCCACAACCAGGCUUCAAGACAAGGCUGUUCCACGAUCCCACCUUUCUCUACUGAUCGAAGAUUCCCCUUGGGUUUUCACUGGGAGCUGCCCCUCAGGUAUCUUCAAGAGUCUCUUUUCACUUAGCUGUGUGCAGACCCUGAGCGAGGCCCUUGGGUGAGGGUAAGGUACAAAGGAAGAAAACACAUCUCCCAUCUCCCUGGACUGCUGACAGUCAGGAUCUAGUGUGACCAGGAAAAUGGCAAUGGCCCCCUAACACUUCUCUUCCCCAGGAGGUCAAAGGGGCACAUCACAGUUCUGCUUUGUGGAUCAUCCCAUGGAACUUGCCGCAUGAGAAAAGUUAACUCCUUCUAGCUCCCACCUAAUACAUGCACUAUUACAAAUAUCAAAAGGAGACACCCCAAAAUCCCAUCCCAAAUUCCCAAGCCAAAUGCCAGGAUUUCAGGAUCACUCGGAAUCUGUCAACGCUGCUCUCAGCACACAGAAUCAGGAGAUGGUCUUUGGGCAAUAGAUUUACCUGCUCAGCUGUGUUGAACUGGCACUAUAAAAAUACAUCUCUUUCCUGAGCUGAUAUUGGCAGCUGAUGGCAAAGAAAUGCCUAAAACAGAGGGACAAUCAAGAGCUGACAUUAUUCGUUCCAGGGAAUCAGUCAUGCCCACACCUUUUGUACAUAGCCACCCCCUGCCAGCUCCCUCUCCCUUGAGUUCCUCUUGCUUUGGGUCUGAUGUGAGCAUGUUUUCCUGGCUACAGUGCUAAGGCGCUGCCUCAGCAGGCUUGGAGGCUCUGCCUCAUGGGCUGUGAGGGAGGAGAAGGUGCUGAACUGGCCUCACCUCCCCAGAGCACACCCCCUCCCAAUAGUGCUGCCUCCUGCCCACCCAGGGAUCCACGUUUCUUCCAUGAGCCUCUGGGCUUGUCUAUUCCCAAUAAACUGUUCCCAGGCUACAGGAAUCAGGACUGUUCGCCCUGCUCCGAGGACAAUGAGGUUGAAGUGAAACCAAUGAACAGCUUUGGGGGCCUGGGGGCCAGUUGGGAGCAUUGGGAGUGGAAACAGAGGUUAUUAUACAAAUGGGAAAACUACAUGUGAAUGAUUGGCAAGUGGCCUGUGGAGUAAGUGUGGAGCCAUACAAAUUACACUUAAAGCCUGUGCAUCAUACCACAAGAGUUUAGAAGUCACUUUCCAUGUUAAAAAGCAUGGUCUGAUUCCCCACAGGCCUCCUCACCACAUGGUCCCCUGCAUACGUCCUAGAGAAAGCCCAUGGGGCCCCUUAUAUCAUGUCUGUACUCAGCAGCCUCCAGGGCUGGACUCUGCCUCCGCAGCCUGGACUACGUGUACCACAUCCACCUUUGAUGCAGGACAGAGUCAGGCCUGGGGCUGACAGGGAAGCUGGGUAGCAGCCUGGCCAGGGAGGGGCAUCCUCGAGGCGCCUCUCCCUCUCCACAGCCCCAAGGCCUGGAGCUGAGCUUGGUGGCAGCAGGUCCUCCCUCAGAGGGGCCCUGAUACCCUCCAUGUUGUUUCACGGACCCCUGUAACAAUCCCCCCACCAUAGAUGUCCCCCUGUGCUCCCUUGUCCUGAGCACUCCCUUACCGCACAGCCCUGCCUCACAGGGCAGCUCUUCUGUGCCGAGCCCUGCAUUAGGAGCUGGUGAUAGAGAGGUGACUAUACACCCUUGGAACCCUGGAGGGACUCGGCCCCAGAGAGGAGUCAUAAGUAGUGACAGCCAGAGAGGAUGGAAGUGACAAGAAAAAGCAACUGAUGAUUAUGCUGGGCAGGGAGGUCAGAGAGAGGUUCACAGAGAAGACUGCAAGGACAGGGUUUGAAGAGACAAGGGUUACUGAUUUAUGGGCAUCUUAUUCCAAAGGACCCAUCCACUCAGUUUUCAUUCACUCAAUGUAUUUAUCAAGCACCUGCUGUGGGUCAGGCCACCCAGCAACUGGUGUCACGGUGGUGAACCAGGCAGCCCCAUUAGGGACAGAAGACGUGGCACCUACCUGUAGGGACAGAAGACGUGGCACCUAGAGCCCACAGUAGGGACUCUAAACUAUGGAAAACAGUCUGGCGAUUCCUCAAAAUGUUAAACAUUAGAGUAACCACGUGACCCAGCAAUUCCAUGCCUAGGUAGAUACCCAAGAGAAAUGAAAACACAUACAGGACAAACGUAUGGACACCAAGGGAGGGGAGGGGAGGCAGGACGAACUGGGAGACUGGGACUGACAUCACACACUACUGAUACUAUGUAUAAAACAGAUAACUAAGGAGAACCUGCUGUAUACAAGGAACUCUAGUCAAUGCUCUGUGGUCACCUAAAUGAGAACAAAAUUUUAAAAAGAGGAGAUAUACGUACACAUUAGCUGAUUUCUUUGUUGUACAGUAGGAACUAACACGACACUGCAAAGCAACUAUACGCCAAUAAAAAUUUAAAAACAAAAAAAAUGUCCACAUAAAAACUCAUCCAUGAAUGUUCCACAGCAGCCCUAUUCACAAU
Molecule: messenger RNA, 4152 nt
Organism: Bubalus bubalis (water buffalo)
Lineage: Eukaryota; Metazoa; Chordata; Mammalia; Artiodactyla; Bovidae
Gene: KRT82
Product: keratin 82
Exons: 9
Coding region: 63-1607 (514 amino acids)
Biological process (GO): keratinization; intermediate filament organization
Cellular component (GO): keratin filament
Molecular function (GO): structural constituent of skin epidermis
Source: RefSeq, a predicted model, not a curated record